AUGAGCACUCCCCUUAUUUUCUACGACAUCUCGUCCCCAUUGCAGCCCCGAUCCUAUGCACCCAACCCCUCGAAGACGCGCCUCGCGCUCAGCUUCAAGCGCGUGCCCUUCACCACCAAGUGGGUCGACAUCCUGGACAUCCCCGCGACGCGCAAGGCGCUCAACUGCGCAGCCGUGCGCAAGCUGGACGACGGCUCCGACUACUACACGCUGCCGAUGCUGCAGGACCCGGCCUCCGGCGCCGUCGUCGGCGACUCGUUCGACAUCGCCAACUACCUGGAGCAGCAGUUUCCCGACUCGGGCGGCUGCCUGUUCCCUAAGGGUUCGACGCGCACAGGGCUCGACUACGUCACCCCCUUCAAGGACUCGGUGUUCUACGCACCCCUGAGCAUUCGCGACGGCGCCGACAACCCAGAGUACGCCGAGUUCAACGUCAACGUUGACACGACGUUCACCGUCAACAUGCAGCUGGUCGGCUACUUCCUGCCGUUCAACCCGGAGACCGCGGAGGAGUGCCGCGUGCUCUUCGCCAAGCGCGCGCACCUGCCGUCGUGGGAGACGCUGCGCGUGCCGCCGGAGGACCGACCGAAGCUGAUGGCCGCGUUCAAGGACGCGAUCGCGACGCUGGCGGCGUGCUUCAAGGUCCACGAUGGCCCCUACCUGGAAGGCCAGCAGGCAAACUACGCGGAUCUGAUCGUGGGCGGGUGGCUCAACUGCUUUUUCGAAACCAUGCCGGCGGAGGAGUGGGCGGAGUUCAGGACCUGGCACGAUGGCGUGUUUGCAAGGCUGCAUGACGCGCUGCAAAAGGAUCAUUACAUUUGCAACUAG
Molecule: messenger RNA, 828 nt
Organism: Monoraphidium neglectum
Lineage: Eukaryota; Viridiplantae; Chlorophyta; Chlorophyceae; Sphaeropleales; Selenastraceae
Exons: 1
Coding region: 1-828 (275 amino acids)
Source: RefSeq, a predicted model, not a curated record